AUGGCAUACACGGUUGUUUUGCACAAAAACCCGGGCUAUCCGAAUUUCGGAAUAUAUAUCGGCGAUGAUGUACCUUAUGGUCUUUAUGUAGUUACGACUGAACCGAAUUCACCGGCAGCACAAGCAAAUAUUCGACCUGGUGACCGUGUAUUGGCCUUUAAUGGCCAACAGGUGUCGUCAUUGUCGAGAAAUGCCAGAGAUAUACUCGUGCAGACCGCUGCUACUGCUCAAACACUGACUCUUUCGAUGGAACCGUCGGAUUCUCUCGAUGGCAUCAACAUUAGACCGAAUUCGACUGUAGUAUACAGAGAAACCUAUCCUAAUUCCUCGCAAACAACCAACUUCAUAAACAACGAUUUGGAAAGUUAUAUCAAAACGUUAUUUUCUGAUCCAACCUUACAAAUUGUUUCCGUUCCAUCGAGUAAUCAAAAUGAAUACAUGCUAGUUUCGGAUAAAGACGCAUCGCAGCCUUAUUAUCCUAAUUUUAAUUUACGUCGACGAAAACACCGUCAAUCACGACGAGGACUUCUCGAUCUGGCGGAUGGCAAAGGGGGUCGGCAAUUUUUGUCAGCAACUCGUUCGGUGCCGAACAUGGGAACAUCUCACACUAUGUUACGACAUAAUAGAGAUCAUCCAAACUAUAAUCAACAAAACAACAAUCUCGUUAAUCCACCAGCAUAUACUGCAGCCAUGCAGUUAGCCAACAAUUCUGUGAAUCCUGGCAUAACUGAAAAUAAUGCGCCACCAACGGUUAAGGACCCGAGUUUACGUGAGGUGCAUAUGCAGCGUGUCCCAGAUUUUCAAGGAUUUGGCUUCCAUCUGCAGUAUAACAAAGUUUACUACAUCAUUCAACGAAUUGAAGAGAAUAGUCCAGCUGCAAAUAGUGGUCUACGCGAAAACGACGUUGUUCGGGAGGUAAAUCAUGAACCUACGGAUCAAAUGCCACACAAUCGGCUUAUUCAACUGAUUAAUACAAGUUCAAAAUUAACUUUUCUUGUUCAACCGUUCGACGAUUAUUUUCGUGCCAAUCCACACAUACCACCGAAAUCAGCCGAUCAACCAUCGCAAACUCCUGUAGCUGACAAGAUUGCGUCCGGAAAACGUUCGACUAUAUUCGGUAAAGCAUUAACUAAAUUAAAGAGUCGUUAG
Messenger RNA from Adineta ricciae, 1149 nucleotides. NCBI's taxonomy places the organism in Eukaryota, Metazoa, Rotifera, Eurotatoria, Adinetida, Adinetidae. The record is from the annotation of a GenBank genome assembly.